CGGCGGCGGCGGCGGCGGCGGCGGGGGCGCGUCGGGGCUGGAGCCGGAGCGCGCCGGGCUCAGGGCGCAGCGAGCGGGAGCGCGGCGGCCGCGGGCUCCGCGGAGGGACGGACGCACAGAUCGCGGGAGGGACAUAUACCGGCGCACGCCGCGCAGCCGCUUCCCGCCCCCACCCACUGGUGCCCACGCCUUCCCCUUGCCGCCUGCUCUGUAUGGCACAAACUUUCCUCCCGGGACGGAACACGCUGUCUCAGGGAGCCCGCGCCGGCGCCUUCUCCUCAGCCAGUCCCUAACGCUGCUGAAAUGGGUUGCGGAUUGAACAAGUUAGAGAAACGUGAUGACAAACGGCCUGGAAAUAUCUAUUCAACUUUAAAGAGGCCUCAGGUGGAAACUAAGAUAGAUGUGUCCUACGAAUACCGCUUCCUGGAGUUCACUACCCUGAGUGCGGAGCUCCCGCGGUCCUCAGCAGUGAGGCUGGCCUCCCUGCACGACCUGCCCGCCCAGCUCCUGGAACUGUAUCAGCAAGGCUUCUCACUAGUGGCCCUGCACCCCUUCGUGCAGCCAACCCACGAGCGGGAGAAAACACCCCUAGAGCACAUCUUCAGGGCCAUCCUGAUCAAGAAAACUGAUAGAUCUCAGAAAAAUGAUCUCCACAACGAACGCUACAUCUUGGAAUUAGAUUGCUGUUCCUCCUUAGACCACCUGACGGGCCAAAAGCUCAUCCCGGAGUUCAUUAAGAAGAUCCAGGAGGCUGCAAGUCAGGGCCUGCAAUUUGUCGGCGUCAUACCUCAGUACCAUUGCCCUGCGAGGUCGGCAGGCAGCAGCCCCCCAGUGGACGCCAGAGAUGUGGAAAAGGAGCCGGGCAGAUGUGAGAAUAACGAGAACCCGGGUGCUCCCGUGGGGAUGGACGGCAGCCGGGAGCCAGGCCAGGGCCCAGGAGGGGAGACGCCCAUCGCUGGGCAACCCAGCCUGCCCUCGGGAGAGGGGGACGGAGCAGAAUUUUCUCCACACGGGGUGAGCAAGACUCUGGAUGGGCCGGAGGGUGACCUGCUGGAAGUGAGUGAGGAGCCACUCUCGGGAAAAAUGGAGAUCCUCGCCCUUUUCAACAAGCCGAAGAGCCAUCAGAAGUGCCGGCAAUACUAUCCGGUCACUAUUCCUCUCCGGGUCUCCAAGAAUGGCCAGACGGUGAGCGGUUUGGAUGCCAACUGGUUGGAGCACAUGAGUGACCACUUCCGGAAAGGAGGCAUGCUGGUGAAUGCAGUCUUCUACCUUGGCAUGGUCAAUGAUUCCUUACACAGCCUGACAGAUGGAGUAUUCAUCUUUGAAGCUGUUUCCACAGAAGAUAGCAAAACCAUGCAGGGCUAUGAUGCUAUUGUUGUCGAACAAUGGACAGUCCUGGAAGGUGUCGAGGUGCAGACAGACUACGUGCCCCUGCUGAACUCCCUGGCGGCCUAUGGCUGGCAGCUCACCUGUGUGCUACCUACUCCCGUUGUCAAGACAACCAGGGAGGGGAAUGUAUCCACCAAGCAGAUUGUCUUUCUUCAGAGACCGUGUCUACCUCAGAAAAUCAAGAAGAAGGAAUCAAAGUUCCAGUGGCGAUUCUCCCGAGAAGACAUGCACAACAGGCAGAUGAGGAAGUCCAAAGGCAAACUCAGCGCCAGAGACAAGCGACAAGCAGAAGAAAAUGAGAAGAAUUUAGAAGACCAGUUUUCCAAAGCCGGAGACGUGGGAAACUGUGUGCCGGGCCUGCAUCAGGAGGACGAGGCGUCCGAGGAGCUGAAGGUCCCCGCCCAGGAGAUCACAGAAGGAAAGCUCUGUGUGCAGGGUGGGGCUGUGCAAAACGGUCCUGCGGGUCAUUGCGGGGCCCCGGAAGGGGGCUGCGCUGAGCAGUCCCAUCCCAGAGAGGAUGCCAGGGAGGGAGGCACCCAGGAAGUGGCCGCAGAGCCCGAGACAGCGGGGGACAACUGAGUCCUGAGUGGUUGGUGUUGCACGCCUGAUGCGCUGGCAAAGCGGAGGCACCGUGCCGGCAUCUGGGUGGGGGGCUGGUUUGCCCCAGCGUCACGUGUUACCCUUUGGCUUGGCUUGACCUCUUCUCGUGAGCUCACCGGGCCCUCUGAGGGCCGGGUCCCUGACAGUUUUGGUCUCUGCACAUCCAUUAGAAAUGUGUCGUAAUGCCCCAGUGUUAGAAUGCAAGAGGUCAGGUUAUUUCUUCAUCUGUUUCCCAGUCCCAUGGGAAGGAGUGGCCCAUCCAGUGCCUGUGUCCACCCCCCUUCCCCGCCAGGUUCCCCAGGGAGCAUUCGAGUCAGGUCCAUCCAUGGACCUCCCUGGCUACAAACCAAGACUGUUCAUUCCCACACCCUGCCGGGGGUGCAUUUUACAUCCGCUGCUGCUCUCUGUGGCUCUUUGGUGAUGUAACAACCCCCGGAGCCCAUCAGGUGCCCUCCUCCAUCUAAGCCCCACACGCCCUGCUGCUUUGACAAGGAAAAUGACAGUAGGGAGGGGAGGUGCCCCACCUCCUGGCUUUUCUCGACGUAUUCCCAUAGAUACUGGUAAUUUGAAAAUGAAGAGGUAAUUCUGUGUGUACACCUGAUCUUGCAGAGUUUCCAAGAAGGUAUUCUGUAUUAGUAUCAAUGCCAAAAAAUUUUUUAAAGAAUUUGUACUCAGCACAUUAUCUGAACACACGUUCCUUCUUUCAUUUCAGGGCAACCCGACUGGUUGGGAGCUCUUGUUAUGUGCUAUUUUAAUCAGUGUAUCAUUGGCCAAGUUGUUUCCAUGUAUGCUAUCACGUGUUUAUAUUGUCCAGGAAGUAUUGUUAAGGCUUUAAGUAGUUGCAACUGGUGAACCGUGGAGAGAGAAUGCCGAUUGUCUUGACCCAAACAACAGCCUUUCUCUUCUCUUUCUUGUUUAGUUACUUAAAGCAAUAAAUCAUCUAUGAGUUUA
Messenger RNA from Leopardus geoffroyi (Geoffroy's cat), 2940 nucleotides. RefSeq names its product raftlin, lipid raft linker 1 (gene RFTN1). The record is from RefSeq and is a predicted model, not a curated record. Bases 304 to 1968 code for a protein of 554 amino acids. NCBI's taxonomy places the organism in Eukaryota, Metazoa, Chordata, Mammalia, Carnivora, Felidae. The transcript is spliced from 10 exons.